CAUCUUCCUUUUCGGCUAUAGUCUGCUGCUUUGUGUGUGUGCGUGUGUGUGUGUGUGUGUGUUGCACUGCAUCAUGAAGUCCGAGAGCUGCAUCUGGGGUCUUUGCUUAAUCCUGUCCCUGAGUUUGGGAUGGGCUCGAGGCCAACAACAGCAGACUAACUACACCAGGCCUGUUUUCCACUGCGGAGGGGACCUGGUUGCAGAGUCCGGCUUUGUCGGCAGCGAGGGCUUUCCGAGCUUCUACAAACCCAACAGCAAAUGCAAGUGGCGCAUCACUGUCCCGGAGGGCAAUGUGGUCAUGCUCUCCUUCCGCAUUUUUGACCUCGAGGCUGACUCAAUCUGUCGUUAUGACUAUCUCGAUGUUUACAACGGUCACUCCAACUUGGUUCAAAAGCUGGGUCGGUUUUGUGGGACCUUUCGACCAGGUUCUCUCAUCUCCACUACCAACGCCAUGAUGCUGGAGAUGGGGUCGGACGCAGAGACGCAGGGUAGAGGCUUCGUCGCUUAUUUCAGCGGAGUCAAACCACAUGUAGACGACCAACAAUUCUGUGGUGGAAAGUUAAUCAAGGCCCAGGGAGAAAUAAAAACACCCAACUGGCCAGAAAAGAAAUAUCCACCUGCAACAAGCUGCUCCUGGCUCAUCACUGUGGAGCCUGAUAUGAUUCUUCAGGUGAAGUUUGACAAGUUUGUCCUGGAGGCUGACAGCUACUGUCGCUUCGACUAUGUGGCGUUCUUUAACGGUGGAGAAAAAGACGACUCCCGUCUAAUUGGGAAAUACUGCGGCGAUAGGAUGCCCGAACCUAUUGUUUCCAAUGGCAAUGUGAUGCUGGUCCAGUUUGUGUCCGACCUCAGCGUUACGUCUGAUGGGUUUUUGGCCAGCUAUACCAGCAUCCCACGUGGCUCUCGGACACCGACUGUUGACCACGGACCAGGGCCUCACGUAGAGUCCGGCCCUUCAAAACCAGCAGUCAAACCAAUGGCACCUAAACGUCCCGCUAUCCCCUCUGUCACCACCCAGCCAACCACUACCACAACCAAACAUGUACCCCCUCCUGCCCCAAAGCCCACUGGUAGACCGAAACCAGUUAAGACAACAAGGACCCGUAACCCAGGUACAACAGGCCAGACUCAGGAUAGGAAGGUGGUAACUAGGCCGACGGAGGGAAGGAGACCGGUCCCUCUGAACCCACUGUGUGCCAAGGCCUGUAAGCGAGCCGCAACUAUCAAGCCCAGUUUUUGUGCCAGUGAAUUUGUGAUAACAGGGAAGGUGUCAGCUCUAUCCCCCGGGCCUCGUGGCACCGUUCAUAUCAGCAUCUCCCUCAUCAAGGCCUACAAGGCAGGCCGCCUUACCAUCACUCAGGCUGGAGAGGCCAUGUCAGUCAAACUGGUGUCACAGUGCAAGAAGUGUCCACUGCUUCGCAGAGGUAUGAACUACAUCAUCAUGGGCCAAGUGGAUGAAGAUGGACGUGGUACCCUGGCACCUGGUGCAUUCACGGCCCCAUAUAAAGCACCGCAUCACAAACUGUUAACAAAUAUCAGCAACCAGCCUUGUUAAACUUGCACCAAACUCUACCAAGCCUAGAAAUUCCAGAUGGGCAUGCCAAUCAAUCAGGGGAAUCCAAUAAAAAAAUGUUUGUACCAACCAAAGUCCCAGUGUGAAAUAAGGAUCCAUUAAAGGACUAUAUCACAGUAUAACAACAGUUUAUCCACGGUGCUAAAGGAAGAUAUGCCAUUUUUUAAAAUAAUAAACACACACCUGUUAUCAUGUUUGUAAUUUAUAUAUGAAUAAAGGAUUUAUAACUCUUUGAA
Lampris incognitus (smalleye Pacific opah) is the source of this 1809-nucleotide messenger RNA. RefSeq names its product procollagen C-endopeptidase enhancer a (gene pcolcea). Lineage: Eukaryota; Metazoa; Chordata; Actinopteri; Lampriformes; Lampridae. The record is from RefSeq and is a predicted model, not a curated record. The coding region runs from base 74 to 1555 and encodes 493 amino acids. The transcript has 9 exons. Gene Ontology annotation, molecular function: protein binding.